UGGAGCGUUGAAACUCGCUCCGGUCCAUUCACAGAUCUGUUCUCCCUUUGCGUUCCAUGCUUCUAAGCGACCGGUGAUUGCUCCAGUUCAUUGUGUGUGGUCAUUUGCCUUUCUAGUCAAGUAACCGCGUGCAGUGAUAACCACAACUCUUUUAGUGCUGUUUUCACUAGAUUUCUCUUAAUCGGAAAAUCGUCUGCUUUCAGAAUUUAUAACAACAAAAAUUUUUUCGAAUGGUUUGUGCGUGGCUGUUUGGUCGUAUAACGAAGCACUAGCUAAAAAAAGUUAUAUUUUAUUUUCAUUUUUGUAAAGUUAAAAAAAAAAAAAAAAAAAAAAAGAAGUUAAAUUUAGAAUUUAUAUACGGAUAGAUGGCAGUCUUUCAGAUUUAGCCUGGACUUUUCUUAUAGGCGAAACAUUUAAAGUGAAGUUUUCGAAGUAGAAGAAACUUAGUCUGCAAUCUGGAAUUACUCUCUAUCGCUGAUUUUUCCGGAUCACAUGUAACUAUCUUUCUUCGUUUUCUUCUGGUCUCAGCGAAGUUCUUAAUAUACUUUCAUUAAAGUUAAUUCAAUUAGUAUUUUUUAUUUUUGAAAUACAGUGAACGUAGAAGGCAUCUCGUUUUAACUGAAUUAUUCUUUCCUAGUAAAACGAUAAAUUUCUUCUGAGUGCUGAAAAAUUGAAUUUAAAAAUUAAUAUAAAGAAUGCCGGCAGAUGAUAAAUCAGAAGGCCCAUUUAAAACGUAAAAUAUUACAUUGUAAUCAGUUUUCUCUUAAUAAAAAAAUUAUUUUUUGGAGAAAAAAAGUGCUUUGCCUAUAGAACUGUGAAUUAAAUUAAUUAUGUGUGCUUAUUUUGUGAACGAUUCUGGAUGUACGACAUAUUGGAGCUAAUAUUUAUAGUAAAGCAAUUAUCGUCUGCGUCAGAACAAUUCUAAAGAAUAAAUUCUAAGCAAUGACAUUAGAUCAACGAUGGACGAUCACUUUCGUGAUCAUAACUAUAUGUUUAACUGUAUCUGGAAGAAUAUCAAGGUGGAAUGGACGAAGAAGUAAUAGAACACAUUACGAUAAUCGUUACUAUUGGUUAUUGGAUUAUGAUUAUGAUCCCUUUGAUCCAGAGAGAGGGCUGUUCCCAUCUGUAAAUAAUUUGGCUGCAAAUGCAAUUAUUAGUACAAAUGCUACUUGUGGUGAAACAGAACCAGAAGUCUAUUGUAAAUUAGUUGAACAUGUCUUUAUGCGAGAACCUCAAUGUGGUUUAUGUGAUGCUCGAAGUGAAUUACCUGAACAUAGACAUCCAAUAAUCAAUGCUAUUGAUGGAACAAAUAAAUGGUGGCAAAGUCCUACACUUCAAAAUGGAAAGCAUUUUGAAUGGGUUACUAUUACAUUAGAUUUAAAACAGGUUUUUCAAAUAGCUUAUGUAAUUAUAAAAUCAGCAAUAUCACCACGGCCUGGAAAUUGGAUUUUGGAACGAUCUCUUGAUGGCUUGAUCUACAAGCCAUGGCAAUAUUAUGCUAUCAGUGAUGCAGAAUGCUGGGAAGCAUUUGGGGUUCGACCCACUAUGGGAAAGCCACGCUAUCGUAGUGAUUCUGAAGUUAUUUGUACUUCUUAUUAUUCAAAAUUGAAUCCCUUAGAAGGGGGGGAAAUUCAUACAUCUCUAGUCUCUGGUAGACCAGGAGCUGAAGGACCUAGUGAUACUUUAAGAGAAUUUACUACAGCUCGAUUUGUUAGAUUAAGACUUCAAAAAAUUCGAACACUAAAUGCUGAUCUUAUGACUAUGCAGUCUAGAGACCCAUCAAAAAUUGAUAAAUCUACAACCAGAAGAUAUUUUUAUUCAAUAAAGGAUAUAUCAGUUGGUGGACAGUGCGUUUGUUAUGGACAUGCCAAAGAUUGUCCCCUAGAUCCUGAAACAAAUUUAUUUCAAUGCAAAUGUGAACAUAACACCUGUGGUGAGAAUUGUGAGCAGUGUUGUCCUUUGUAUCAGCAGAAACCUUGGCAACCUGGUAACUUCAAUGAUGGUGCUGUAUGUGAAAAAUGUCAAUGUUAUGGGCAUGCUGACAUUUGUUUCUAUGACCAGACUGUUGCUGAUAAGAGAGCGAGUUUAAAUAUAAAUGAAGAAUAUGAAGGAGGUGGUGUUUGUAUAAAGUGCAAGCAUCAUACAACUGGAAUUAAUUGUGAGCAGUGUGAAGAUGGUUAUUACAGGCCUUUAGGAGUUGAGAGAAGUGAUCCAACUCCUUGCCGUCGUUGUCGUUGUGCUGGACCUGGUGUUACUGGUUUCUGUAUUAAAGAUGAUACUUUUAUACUUGAAGGAGUGUAUCCUGGUGACUGCAUAUGUAAGGAAGGAUUUGCUGGAAGCAAAUGUGAUCACUGUGCUCUGGGAUUCAAGCAAUACCCCAUCUGUGAACCCUGCCCUUGUAGUCCUGCUGGAACAGAAGGAGAAACAACAUGUGAAGGCCGCUGUAUCUGUAAAAAAAAUGUUGAAGGAGCCCAUUGUGAGUAUUGUAAAUAUGGCCAUUAUAAUAUGGAUUCUGAGAAUUCUGAUGGUUGCACUCCUUGUUAUUGUUCAGGAAUUACAAACAGAUGCCGAGAAAGUGAUUGGGGAGUUAAAGUGAUAUCAUCCCUAAAUGGCUGGAGAGUUACUGACCUUUAUGGUCUACAUGUUGCUGAUCCUGAAUAUGAAGGUGAUUAUCUUAAAAUCACUAAUGAAGCUAUGCUUGGAUUUGAUAAUUAUUAUUGGAUGGCUCCACCUGAAUAUAUCGGAAAAAAGCUUUAUUCUUAUGGUGGGGAUCUUAGGUAUGUCAUUGGCUAUACUGUAAUAGAAGAUAAUGGCAUUCAAAAUGAUGCUCCUGGAAUAAUUAUUGAAAGUGAUCCCAUACGCAUUGGUUAUUACUUUGGUUCUCGUAAAGUUCAAGGAAAUAUCACAGUGACCCUUCCUUUGCAAGAACGUCCAUGGUCCCACCUAACAGCUGCUGGGAAAAGAAGCAGAGCAGUUUCAAAAGAGACUUUUGCAGCUGUGAUGAAUAAUAUUACUCGCCUUUUGAUUCGUGCCAAAUACCACUCCGAUCAAAUAAUUGGAGUUCUCUAUAAUGUUGAAAUGGAAAUAGCAGAUAGAUGGUCAAGUAGUAUCAAGAAAAUGCAGACUGUAGAAAUGUGUGAGUGCCCAUUAGGAUAUUCAGGAUUGUCUUGUGAGAUCUGUGAAACAGGAUAUAGGCGUGUAAAUGAUACACUCCACAAAGGUGUAUGUGAGCUUUGCGAAUGUAAUGGCCAUUCUACAACUUGUGAUCCUUAUACAGGUUACUGCUUGAACUGUGCUCAUAAUACAACUGGCCAUCAUUGUGAAAUGUGUGUAGAAGGUUUUCAUGGCAACCCUUACAGAGGUACUUCAGAGGAUUGUCAACCAUGUGCUUGUCCCUUGCUCAAUCCUGAAAAUAACUUUUCACCUGUUUGCAGAGACAUUGUGACGACAGAUGCUGUGACUGAUUACGUAUGCACUGCUUGUGCAGUUGGUUAUACUGGCAGUAAAUGUGAAAGAUGUGCUCCAGGUUAUUUUGGAACACCUGGCAUACCAGGUGGUUCCUGCCAACCAUGUGAUUGCACUGGUAAUGUUGAUACAUCUGAUCCCAAUUAUUGUGACGAUAUUACUGGCCAGUGUUUAAAAUGUAUUGGAAACACAGGAGGAUGGAAUUGUAAUGAGUGCUUAGAAGGACAUUAUGGCAAUGCUUAUCAUCAUAUUUGUAAACCCUGCGGCUGUAGUCCUCUUGGUUCUGAAAGUUCCAUAUGUGAUAGAGCUACUGGAGUUUGUGAAUGUAAGCCCAAAUUUGUUGGAAGAGAAUGUGACAGAUGUGAUUAUGGAUUCGGAAAUGUAGAGCUUGGAUGUGUUCCUUGUCGCUGCAACAAAACAGGUACAAAGGGAGGAAAUGUUGAUCAAUGCGAUCCAGUAACUGGAAAAUGUGACUGUAAACCAGGAGUAUUUGGCCUGAAGUGUGACACCUGUCUUGAAGGUUACUAUAGUUUUUCAGAAAAUGGCUGCAAAUGGUGUGGAUGUGAUGUUAAUGGAGCGGCUAGCAUUCAGUGUGAAGAUCCUAGUGGUCAGUGCAAGUGCAAACCUGAAGUAACUGGUCUGAACUGUAGUCAGUGUAAGGAAAACAUGUGGAAUUUAUUAUCUGGGAAAGGAUGUGAAGAUUGCCAAUGCAAUAUAAAUGGAUCUGUAAAUUUGGCUUGUGAUGAAUUGUAUGGAACAUGUAAAUGCCGGCCUGGAGUAGGAGGUGCAAAAUGUGACAUGUGUUUGCAUGGGUAUUUUGGAUUUUCGCCUACUGGUUGCAAAAAAUGUGAACCCUGUGAGAAUUCUGCUCAUAUUUGUGAUCCUAUUACUGGAGCUUGUGCUUGCCCUCCUAAUACAGAAGGAGAUUUUUGUCAAAGAUGUACAUCUUCAUCUUGGGGUCAUGAUGCUAUACAAGGAUGUAAACUUUGUAACUGCAAUCCUCGUGGAUCAGUUCCUGAUAGUGUUUGUGAUGUUGAAAAUGGGAAUUGCUUAUGUUUAGAGGGCUAUGAAGGUCGUAGUUGUGAUAAAUGCCGCUUUUCUUACUAUCGUUUUCCUAACUGCUUGGAGUGUCGAUGCCGUUAUGAUGGCACUUUAGGAUCCCAAUGUACUGCCGAAGGUCUCUGUCAGUGUGAUGAAGUUGGACAGUGUCCAUGCAAGGAAAAUGUGGAAGGUUAUAAGUGUGAUGAAUGUAAAAGAGGAACCUUUGGCCUCUCUGUAGAUAAUCCUAAAGGUUGUUAUGAAUGCUUUUGCUUCAAUAGAUCAAAAUUAUGUGAACAAGCUGAAAUGGUUUGGUCACAGAUUACAACUCCAGCAAGAGAAGUUCAGUUUGAAUUGGGAAACACUCCUUUAGGCUUAUCUUCACAUAAAUUUCUUUUGAUUCCUGGGCAGACAGGUAAUGUCAAGCUUGGCAUAUCAUACACAAUCAAACAACCUAUUUAUUGGAUGCUACCUAAAGAGUUUUUAGGUGAAAAGACUAGAUCAUAUAAUGGAGUGUUGAAAUUUUCUAUUGAAAGUCGCAGUUCUAGGCGUUAUCCAAAUCCUUUACUCUUUAAAUAUCCAGUUGUUGUGUUAGAAGGCAAUGCUCGAAGCCUUGUUCAUUCUCCUUUUCUUCCAAUCUCUGGUGGAAGAUACAGUGUUCGGUUACAUGAGGAUCAGUGGACUCAGUAUGAAAAUCCAGAAGUUCGUGUCACAAGGUCUUUGAUGAUGUUAGUUUUACAGAAUGUGCACCACAUUCUGAUCAGAGCCACUGAAGGUGCAGAUGUGAAAAUAGCCAGAUUGAAAGAUGUUAGUAUGGAAAUAGCAGUACCUCUGUCUCCAACCCCUGCUUCUCCAUAUGUUGCUGUUGGAAUAGAAGUUUGCACUUGCCCUGAAGAAUAUGGGGGGUUAUCAUGUCAGGAUCCUGGCAAAGGUUACUAUCGGAAACGAAAAUUGAACUUAGAAAAUAGUACUGAUUUAUUUGAUCAAAUUGGAAUUUCAGAACCUUGUCCUUGCAAUGGCAGGAGUGAAACUUGUGAUCCAGAAACUGGUCAUUGUUUGAAUUGUAGAGAAAAUACUGCUGGAGCUUUUUGUGACUUGUGUGCUAAAGGCUUUUAUGGAGAUCCAAAAAUUGGUGGUUGUAAUCCUUGCGAAUGCCCUUUAGUAGAUAAUAGUUUUAGUGACACUUGUGAAGGGGAUAUUUAUGAUCAUAAUUGUACAAAUUGCCUGCCUGGGUAUGAAGGAAAGCACUGCGAAAGAUGUUCUCUAGGAUAUUAUGGAGUCCCUACUAUGCCAGGUGGCAGUUGUCAACCUUGUAAUUGUAAUCCAUAUGGUUCAUUGGAUCGAGUUUGUGAUAGAAUGACUGGUCAGUGUUAUUGUAGAAGAGGAAUUGGUGGAAGAGAUUGUACCAUGUGCAGUGCUCGGCACAUAUUAACAGAUGUUGGAUGCAAAUCUUGUGACGAUGAAUGCAUUGGACCUCUUUUAAAUGAUGCUGAAUUUCUAGUUGAGUCUUAUUUAAAAUAUAACAUUUCAAGUUUUGCACCCCCACCUUGGAUUCCACUUCUAACUUACGAUAAUCAAACUAUUUCUUUGCAAAAAGCUAUUUCAAAUUAUUUUCAUGUCCUUGAUGUUGGAUUAAAUAUUUCUCAAAAUUUUGAAGCUGAGUUUGAUUUUGAGACUUUGGCAGAUCUAAUGUAUUUAAGGGGUAGAGAUAUAAACAUUAGGGGACCACAUUUGGCAUUUAAUGCUCUAGAAGUAAAAGAAGAUGCUGAAAUAUUGUACAAACUGUUAGAUAAAAUUUGGACACAGAUAUCUGAAUCUGUGCAGCACCUUCAAGAACAAGGUUCCAACUUAAAUUUUUCAAACGCAGCUGUUGCAGAAAGAAUUGUUUUUGCUGAAAUGGUUUUAGAGGAGAUGAAAAAAAGGGAUAUAGAUGAAAUAAGACAAGAAGUUGAGAGAGAAAUGAGGAAGGCAAGUCAAAUAUCAGAAGCUGUGAAGAAUGCAAUUAUGAAUGUUAGCACAUUUUCUGUUGAUGAAGAAAAAAUAAAUAAUCUGACCAAGUUGUUCAGUGAAUUCAUUCAUUUAAUUGAAAGGAAGGUUAGAUUGACUUCAGUGCAAUCUUCUGUAAUUGUAUGUGACAGUCGAGAAGUUGAAGAAACAAUCAAUAGAAAUUUGAUACAAGUUGAAAAUGAUCGAGAAUUAGCUAAUAAAAAUUUAGAAAUGUCUUCAACUUUAUUGACUGAAGCUUUGGAUGCUAUGCAGAACAUUUCAUACAUUCUUGAAAAAGUUAUUCCCUUGCAAGAGUUACUAGAAAAUGCUACAGAACAGCUUGAAUAUCAUCGAGGUAUUUUGGCAAGAUUAAAUCCAAGAUAUAUUCAGAAAUUUGUUAUACCAGCAGCUGAUCAUGCUGAACAUUUAUCACAACAAGCAACAUAUUUAUCAAAUCUUUUCAGUGCUACUAAAACUGCGUCACAAUUUCCUCUACUUGCUGCUAAAGUGUAUGAUGAUAUUAUAAAUCUUGUAGAAGGUGCUGAGCAAGUAGCUAAAAAUGCAUAUACUACAGCUGAUAGAGCUUUCUAUGAGGCUGACCCGAAAAUACAAGAUUCCAUUUCAAAUCAAGCAAUUGUUCUUCGAAAAAAGAGUGAAAUGCUUUUGCUGAGAAGUAAUGCAGUAAAAGAGAAAGUGCAAGGGAAACAAGAAAUACUUUCAAAGCAAAGGAAAACUAUCAAUCAAAUUAAUGAAGAUAUUAAACUAAUUGUAUCUUCUGUAGCAGAUUUCAAAGAAGAUAUGGAUUCUCUUCCAAGAAAUAUUGGAGAUAGAUUGCAUGACAGUGAAGAUAUGCAUAAAAGCAUCAAAGAUAAAAUGACUGCACUACAUAGCAAAAUAGAAAUGCUUACAGAUGACAUUAACACAAAAUUGUAUCCAAAAUUGGAUGGUCUUCGUAUUGGCUCAUCUGCUGGUCUGUUUAAUGUAACGAAAACAAUUGAUUUGGCAAAAGGAACCAUUAAUAAGGCAGUGAAGAAGGCAAACAAUGUGGAAACAAGAGUUGGAAGAGUUAAAAAUUUAAAUAAUCAAAUGCAACUCAGUCUAAGAGAUUUAAAGAAUAAAAUUUUGCUUGCUCGCCAAAAAACAUCUAAUAUAAGAAUUUCCUUGAGUGCUGAUUCUUCUGGUAUAUGCGUUAGAUCUUUCAGACCAGAAAUUGAGCCUACAUCUACUUCGAGUAUAGUUCUUCAUUAUUCAGUUAAAACAGAUGCAAAAGAUAGCUUAUUACUGUUUUUAGCAAGUUCAGUUUCUAUGAGUAGAGACCGUGAACCAGAGGACUUUAUGAUUGUAGAAAUGGUCAAUAGAAAAAUUCGUUUCAUAUGGAAUGCCGGUGGUGGAAGUCAAGUUAUACAACACAAUUUAACUAUUGAAACAAAUGAUGAACAAUUGUUGAAAGAUGAUCGAUGGUAUAAAAUUGAAAUAAAUAGAUUUGGGAAUGUUGCAACUCUCAGUGUGAAACCAACUCCCUCUGGUCAGAAGAGUGAUCCAUAUGCAGUAACAGGUGCUUCACCUGCAGGAUAUUCAAAAAUGGACUUGGAUUCAGAUUCAUUUUUUUACAUUGGUGGAACUCCAAAAGGCUAUCGUGUCCCUCGAGAGUUGAAAGCUAGAAAUUUUGCAGGUUGUCUUUCAGAGGUAGUUUUGGAGGGCAAGAAAGUUGGUUUGUGGAAUUUUAUUACAAAUCAAGGUUGUGAUGGGUGCAAAGAAGGAGCUGCUGAAGAAGCUGAUUUUACAGCAUAUAGUUUUAGAGGGGAUGGAUAUGCUAUUCUUCCACAAAUCAAACGAUAUAAAAAACGCUCCUAUGUUGUGACAUUGCGUUUUAAAACAUUUGAUGAAGAUGCCUUGUUAUUUUUUGCGCCCAAUAUUGAAAACGGUGAUUUUGUAUCAUUAGAACUUCGGGAUGGAUAUGUAGUGUAUCAGUUUAACUUAGGAAGUCAAUCUAGAUCAGUUUUGAAAACAAAUCAGAAAUAUAAUACAGGGAAUUGGGUACGACUUGCAGCUGAAAGAGAAAAUUUGCAAGGUCGUUUAGCAGUGGAGGAUGAAUAUCAUGAUGGACAACUUCCAGCAAAUAGUAAUUCAACCAUGGAACUUCAAAAAAGUUUCUUGUAUUAUGGAGGAGUUCCUCCUAAUUUCACGAUAAAUUUAUGGAGUGGUAUAACGUUCCAGAAAUUUUUUGGUUGCAUGAAAGAUCUUCAGAUAGAUUCAACACCUCUUGACCUUUUACAAAAUAGUUCCUUUGGUGUUGAAGCAAGUUGUAAAGAUAUUCCUCAAAAAUCUGUCGGAUUUAGAGGCAGUGGUUUUAUAGAAAUGCCAGGAAUUCCAUUGAACCAGGAAGCAAGUUUCAGUUUCUCUUUCCAAACCAUGCGAGAUUCUGCUGUUCUUUUAUUAUCUACAUUUGAUUCGGGUAAAAACUUUGAGAGUAAGAGACCGCGGAAGAAAGGUAAAAAGAAAAAGGAUUAUUAUUCAGUUGCCAUUGUGAAUGGAUUUAUUGAAACAAGGUUUGAUGGAGGAAAUGGUGAAGCUAUUAUAGAAUCUAACAAGACCUACAAUGAUGGAAAUUAUCAUACAGUUACUGUAAUAAAGACACAUAGAAAAGUUGUAAUGAGAGUGGAUGAUGAAGAAGUGGGAUCUGAUAGAUUACCUAAAGGAUCCAAAGACAUUGACGCUCCUCCUCAGCGAGGAUUGUAUUUCGGAGGCUUCAGAGAAGGAAUAGAAUACAAUUCUAUGCUUUCAACUGCAACUCCUUUGUUUGGAACCAUAAAAGAUGUGAUUUUCAAUAAUAAGAUUUUAUACUUCAGUAAUCCUGUAGAUUUCAAAGGUGCUGGUAUUGGCAGAACACAGAAAGAAUGGUUUGGUGCAGAGCCUCCUUAUGCAGGGAUUGUCCAGCCACUUGAAAGAUGCUCUGAAAUGGCUUCUUAUAAUCAAGAAAAAAGAGCUGUAAAUUUUGGAGACGAACUUUUUAGUCAUGCCAAAGUAGCCAUUGGAAGAAAAGAUUUUGUACAUGACUUCAAUGUGACUUUUGACCUACGAACUUAUUAUCCAAAUGGCCUUAUAGCUUUAGUUAAGAAUGGCCAUAUCUCACCUGUAUCUCAUUUUGCAAUAAUGCUUCUUGGAGGAAGAGCCGUGAUCAACUUGUACGAUCGAAAAGCACGUCGUGUGUCUAAUCCAAGUUCUUUGAAUGAUGGAAACUGGCAUCAUAUUUCAAUAAUAAAAGUAGGAAGGCACUUAUCAUUCCGUGUGGAUGAUAAAAAGAAACCUCUGAGUUUGAAAGUUCGUCGACGAUUGACAUUAAGAUCUCCUUUAUAUGUAGGUGGUGUACCUGAAGAAAUGGAAGCUAUCCAUAAAGUGGUGAUGGAAAGUUUUAAAGGAUGUAUAAGAAAUUUCCAUUUAAAUGGCAAAUACUUAGAUAUAGCCAGUGGUGAGCUUCAGAAUGUUGGUCACUGUUUCCAAACAAUUGAACCAGGAGCAUACUUUUCUGGAGAUGCUUUUGCAAUUUAUGCUAGUGAUUUUGAUCUGGGAAUACGAUUAGACAUCCAAAUGGAGUUUAAAACUACUAGACAGAAUGGGUUAUUAUUGGCUUUGUCUGAAGGUUAUGGAGUUCCAUCUAUAGCUCUUGAGAUAGACAAUGGAAGUAUAAUUAUUUCUGUUUUAUUGGGAAAUGAAGAAAAACCUUUCAGUGCCGUUAGAACAUUUGAAUCUUCUUAUUAUGUAUGUGAUGGACAAUGGCAUAUGGUAACAGCUCAGUAUGCACACAAAUCAGUUACUUUGAAAGUAGACCUCUUUGAUGUAACUGUUGGAAUGAGUCAUACUGUACCACUUGAACCCAAUACUGCUUCUCCCCUCUAUAUAGGUGGUAUUCCUGACAAUGUACCAACUGGUGCUGCUCACAACAGAAAUAACUUCAUUGGAUGCCUUAGAAAUAUUGCAAUUAAUGAUCGAAGAGUGGAGUGGAUUGAUAUGGCUGCAAGACAUAACGUCCUGUCUAAUGCCUGCCCAACUUUCUAAAUUUAUGUGAUAUUCUCAUAAGAAUGCAUUCUUUUACAACUAAGAUCUAUGACAAGUACCUCACUUGUAAAUCGCCUUUUAAAGAUGCUGUAGUGCUCUAUUGAAUACUUUGUCACAUAGUGUUUAUUUCUUACUUUAAAAUAGGAUUAUGAUAUAAGAGAUUCAUAUCUUUUGAAGAGCAGAUAGUCUACUUAUUGAAAUUAUUGUUUAUGGUUGAAUAAUUAUUUUUGUUAAUAUAUUUUAAAAUAUUAAUGACAAUUAGAUAUGCAUAUAAUAAAAUAAAUUAUAUAUAAUUUCCACUUUUUGAAAGAAGACCUCUCUAAUUCUAAUUUUAUUUUUUGUAAAGCAUUUAAUAUUUCUUUCUUUUGUUUUAUUCUUCUUUGAAUUUAUUAUUUUAAUUGUGAAUUAAAUCAUAUUUUUAGUUGUUUUUUGAAUAUUUAUUUCAGUCUAGAUAAUCAGUUUUUUUUAUAUACUCCAUGUGUAUAUUUUGAAAAUUCCUAAUGUAUACUUUUGGAGAUAUUUAGAAUUUUUCUAUUUUAAUAUUUUAAAAAUAUUUUAUCAACAUCUUAGAUUAUUUUUGUUAUUUUUGAACAGAAAGUAGACAAUCCAAUAAUUAAGUAAAAAAAUAUAUUGUAUAUCUUUUUUUUUCUAUGUUUUGUUAACCUGAUGUUUCGAAGUUAUACUUCAUUGAUGAAUCUUGUCAAUCUGAGAACUUUUUCAUGUGCAAUCAAUUUUGUAAAAUGCUUUGUAUAAUUUUGUAUAUAAUGUAAUAAGAUAAGCAUUGUCUCUUCAGAUUUUUAUAGAUGUCAUUUAUCUGAGUAAUGUUCAUCGAUACCUGAUUUGUAUAGUAUAAAAUGUAUUGCCUUAUGUAUCAUGCUGUUUUUCUGCUGUUUCCUAUCAUGUUGUAAAGUAAUUUAUUUUCAAUGUAUAAAGUAUUUAAAAUCACAUUCCAGUGAUUUUCAUUCUUUUUCUUUCAUGUACUCUUUUUUUAUUGUCAGUAGGGUUCAUUUUCACCCUAUUUAAUCCAGUCAUCAGUUUUAUAUGUGUGUUUGUUGAAGUUUUUAUCAAAUGUUAUAAGAGCAAAUACACUGCCAUUUAUUUGUCUUGUUUUUUAAUUUAAUGUUUAGCAGCUUAGUUAAUUUAAAUAUCAAUGGGAAAAAAUCAUAUUAAAAAGAUAAGAGAAUAUUAAUUUAUUUUAGAGUAUUAUGAUAUAUUAUGAAAGAAAUCUUAAAUUCCAGAAUAAUUGUUUUAUAGUUAAUCUUAACUAACUGAAAUUUAACUGUGAAUCCUAAGGGAAGGACUUUGCACUUCAGAAUUGACACAGUGCACAAUCUUUUAGUUAAUCAGAAGAAAGUAAUUGUUACAUGUAAGUAUAUAGUUAUUUGCAUUUCAUUCAUUUUAUAAUAUUGUUUAUUUUUUUUAUUUGUGAGCAUUAUUAACCAUAUUCAUAUAUUUUAGUGAAAUUUCUUUUGAAUUUCAUAAAAUAAACCAUUCUUUCCUCCCAAAACUGCCCCCCCCCAAAGUUUACCCUUUUAUACACAUGGGCACUUUUUUAUUCAUUUGUUUAAAAAACAGUAAUAAUUUCUAUCUUAUUAAGCUCAUAAAAAAGUCAAUUUGUUUCGUUUAAAGUAAAUUAAUGUGCUAAAUUUAUCAAUAAAAUGCUUAUUUAAUUGUAUUUUGAUCCUGAUAAAUGUGUGGCUUUGCUCAUUGAUUUUAAGAUUAGUUUUACAAAUUAAAUUUUCUUGUAAUUUGAUGUAAUAGAAUCCAUUGUACUAUUAUAUUUCCAGAAAUGUUUAAAAUUAUACUUUUUUUUAGUAAUGGAUAACAAAGUAAUUCAUCUUGCUUUACUGCUUGAAAAAUACUGCUAAAAUAUCUCUUUCCAAAUGUUCAAAUGCAAACAAAAUUAAAUCAAAUAUUGAGGUUUGCACCUUAAAAUAUUGUUUUUCAAUUAGAGUUAUAUAAGAGAAUUUUUAAAAAAUUAUUUAAAAGGAAGUUAUUUGCUUCCUUGUUUUAUUUUCUGCCUGUUACAUUUAAAAUUUUGAAACUAGCUUCUAAUUGCAUUAUUUAUCUGUUGAUCUCGGAAAAAUUUUCACGGUGCCUUCUUUUGAGUGAUUUCCAGAUGUUGGACAUGAACUUAAGAUGUACACAAUCUCGUUGCAUGCUUUAUUGUGUGUGGUAUUGAAUAUUUAGUCUUGUUUCUUAUUUAGUCAUAAAAUUUUAUAAAAUUAGAGGCUGGCCUCUAAAUUCUUUAAAAAAAUUAUCUGUGUAUGUAACUUUUCAAAAUUAAUGCUUUAAUUUUUCAAAUAAAAUGCUCUUUUAAAUAGUGCCAAUUAUUUAAUUUAGGUGUUAAAAUUUUUGAAUGUAGCUGUUGUGAUGUAUAAUAAAUAAAAUUUCAG
This is a messenger RNA of Argiope bruennichi, 12941 nucleotides long. RefSeq names its product laminin subunit alpha-1-like (gene wb). The record is from RefSeq and is a predicted model, not a curated record. Gene Ontology annotation, cellular component: basement membrane. Gene Ontology annotation, molecular function: extracellular matrix structural constituent. Lineage: Eukaryota; Metazoa; Arthropoda; Arachnida; Araneae; Araneidae. The transcript has 66 exons. Gene Ontology annotation, biological process: axon guidance. Bases 943 to 10545 code for a protein of 3200 amino acids.